Messenger RNA from Botrytis byssoidea, 768 nucleotides. RefSeq lists its product as uncharacterized. Lineage: Eukaryota; Fungi; Ascomycota; Leotiomycetes; Helotiales; Sclerotiniaceae. The transcript is spliced from 2 exons. Bases 1 to 768 code for a protein of 255 amino acids. The record is from RefSeq and is a predicted model, not a curated record.
AUGUCCUUCACCUCAAUGCUCACGCAAUAUCCCCCCCCCCCCCCCCCCGCCCCCCUCUUCACCGGAAAAGACAUCCCCUCGCAAAAAGGCAAAGUCUUCAUCGUCACCGGCGGCAACCAAGGCGUCGGAUUCGAGCUGAUCAAGAUGUUAUACCCCACCGACGCCACCAUAUACAUGGCCAGUCGCUCCUCCACACACGCCUUAUCCGCCAUCUCCGAAAUCACGGCGAGCGACCCCUCGCGGGCCGGAAAUCUCAAAUUCCUCCAUCUGGAUCCCAUGGAUUUGCACAGCGUUCGCGCGGCCGCGGAGGAAUUUAUCGCGCGCGAGGAAAAUCUCGAUAUCCUGUGGAACAACGCGGGCAUAGGAAGGUUACCCCCCGGCACGAAAACGCAACAGGGAAUCGAGGGACAUAUGGGGGUGAAUGUGGUGGGGACAUUUUAUUUCACGCGCUUGCUGGUGGGAUGUUUGAAGAAUGCGGUAAGCCGGAGUGAGGAGAAUAGUGUGAGGAUUGUGUGGAGGACGAGUUGGAUGGGAGAGGGGAGGAGUCCGGAGGGGGGAUUCCGCAUGCGCGAUUUGGAGAAUGGGGGAUGUGGGAAUGAGUAUGUGGAUUAUGCGGCUUCGAGGGCGGCGGGCGCAUAUAUCAUCCCCUGGGAACGCAUCCAGACGCGCAAUCCGCGCGCCGAUAUCUACGCUGCGUUGGACGCGGGAAAGGGCGCGGAAUUAUGGGAGUGGUGUGAGGAGGUGAUUGCGGCGGAGAUGGAUGGGUAA